This is a messenger RNA of Emiliania huxleyi CCMP1516, 3195 nucleotides long. RefSeq lists its product as hypothetical. The transcript is spliced from 2 exons. Gene Ontology annotation, molecular function: ATP binding; calcium ion binding; protein kinase activity. Lineage: Eukaryota; Haptophyta; Isochrysidales; Noelaerhabdaceae. Gene Ontology annotation, biological process: mitotic spindle organization; protein phosphorylation; regulation of cytokinesis. The coding region runs from base 1 to 3195 and encodes 1064 amino acids. The record is from RefSeq and is a predicted model, not a curated record. Gene Ontology annotation, cellular component: spindle microtubule; spindle midzone; spindle pole centrosome.
AUGCCACUCCGCCUCGACGGCGGCGCCCCCGUCGACCACGCCGGCAGCUGGACGGACGCCGUCGCCUCCACCAGUGAGAGCGCCAUCGCCGCCGUCGGCCGGGUCCUCGCCUCCAAGGAUGACGUUACGCCAGGGCACGGCUUCGGCGUCCACAUCCACGAGCUGGUCAAGGUGCGCGACAAGCAGGGGCGCACCGCUCUCGAGGCCUCGACGGAGGGACCGCGCAAGGCCAUCUACUUGCACCUUCUCUUCUGCGGCCGCUACGAGCUCGUCAUCGGAGCACCCGAGCACCGCUCGGCGACCAGCGUCGUGCUGCGCGCGCUCGACCGCGGCGAGAAGACCGACUACGGCAAGGUCUUCGACGACGCGGACAAGGACGGGAGCGGCACGCUCGGACGGAAGGAGUUGGCCCCGGUCGCGAAGAGCAUCGGCUUGGACGCCGAGCUGUUCCUCCGCGCCGAGGACAAGAGCAUCGACCGCUCGAGCUUCGUCGGCAUCUGCAAGCAGCAGCUCGGCGACGGCCAGCGCUCGGUCGUGAUCAAGCUGAUGCAGGAGAAGGAGCAGUGGGAGCGCGAGCGGGACGCGCGCGCAAAGAACCAGCUCGACUCGCGCUUCAUCGUGCUGGAGCUUCCCGGCGUGCCGUCCGACGACGAGAUCGCGGCGGCGGUGCUCGUGCGCGGCGGCGGCCUCGGCGCCAUCGCUAAACAGUACCUGCCGGAGGGCAUCAGCUUGGGCACGCGCGCCAUCAUCAUGGACGCCGCCGACCGCAACCUGCACCAGAUCUUCUUGCAGGAGCGGCCCGAUCUCAACGGUGUCCGCGCCAUCCUGCAGCAGGUCUUCGAGGCGGUGGCGCACUUGCACGCGAAGGGCCUGAUGCACGGCGACCUCAAGCUGCUCAACGUCGUCCGCUUCCGGCGCGACAACCGGCUGCGCCUCAUCGACCUCGACGCCGCCGCGAAGAUCGUGCCAGUGGGCGGCGAGGGCGAGUCGUACGCCGGCGCCAAGUUCUCCUCGGGCGUGCUGCCGCCCGAGCUGUUCCACGAGCUCAAGCAGGGCGAGGCUGAGGCGCUCGAGGCGUACUGGCAGCGGGAGAGCAAAGAGCUGCAGGCCAAGGUGGCGCCGAAGUCGUUCUCCGAGCGGGGCGUCGUCAAGUCGAUUUACAUCGUGAAGUCGUUCCGCACGGCGGAUGGCGGCAAGCCGGUGUUUGGCGGCCUGCCGUACUCGGAGGAGCUGGUGCACGCGUCGGAGAAGGUCGACGCGUGGUCGCUCGGCGCGCUAGCCUUUGUGCUGCUCGCGGGUGAGCCGCUCGUGCCGUUGACUCGCGACGACGACUGCGCCUCGGGGGCGGCGAUGCGCAUGCUGCACGCGUGGGGCACGCAGCCGGGAGUGGUGGUCGAGCGGCUCGAGAAGGUCGGCGACCCGGCGGCUCGUGACCUCGUCAGCAAGCUGCUGCAGCGCGAGCCGUCGGCGCGGCUGUCGGUCAAGGAUGCUCUCGAGCAUGUCUUCUUCCGCACGGGGAGGGACGGUGGCCACGUUGAGCCGCAAGAGAAGGUGCUCGAGGAGCUGCGGCUAAUCAAGGAGGAGCAGACGCGGCAGGGCGAGGAGCAGCGCAAGCAGACGGAGAUGCUCGUCGUCGUCAUGGAGCUCAGCAUCGAGAACAAGCGCGAGUUGCGGCGCACGUGCGACGUGCUGCUCAAGGGCAUCUUCGAGGCGUCGGAGGUGACGAUACCCACUACCUUCGUCGUGGUGCUCAAGAAGCUGCCGGAGGCGCUCAACAAGGAGGAGAAGGCGAAGCUGCUGAAGAUCGCCGCCGACGGCAGCGGCGUGACGCUUGGCAACGACAACUUCUCCCUAAACUUUACGGGGGACUCGGCAGGCGUGGGUGGCAAGUACGCAGACACGCUCGACACCGGCAUGAAGUGGCUCUGCCGGCUGAAGACCAUCGGCUCGGAAUUGGCGGCCGGCAAGGUCGGCGACGCCUUCGAGACGAUCAAGAAGGGGCUGGGCGACCUCGUGACGGGCAAGACGAUGUACCUCUACCUCGUCGACGAGCUCACGGGCGAGCCCGUGUGCGAUCCCUCCGGCCACUACCCGAUCGAGAUCACGACGCCGUCGGACGUGGUGCCCAAGCUGCUGCCGGUGAUGCAGGUCGGGCUGCGCGCCAUGUCCGUCUUCAACGGCGCGGCGGGCGUGGCGCGCAUGUUCGGCUACCCCGUCCCGACGGUGCCGGAGGCGUGGGCGGCGGGCGCGCGCGAGUCGGUCGCUCUGCUCAAGCGGGAGAGCUCCGUGGAGAAGUACGACGUGGUGCAGGGCGUCCUCGGCCAGGACGGCGCCACGAAAGAGUCCGAGUCGGUGCGGGGCGCGUCGCUACGCGAGCUGCAGCGCUUCUUUGAGGAGCACGACGCGAAGAAGGGAUACGCUGGCUUGCGCCGGAUCGCGGACGAGGAUGGCACGGCGGUGUGGACGGCGCUGACCGACCCGAGCGCCGUCAAGGCGGCCAUCGAGGCUCGCGCCAAGGAGCGGCGCGAGGAGGAGCGGCGGGGCGAUGAGCUCCUCCAGCAGGCGCUCGAGCUGUCGUCGUCGGCUGCGGGACCGACCAGCCCACGGUACCAGCGUGAGGCGGAGGAGCUGCGCCCGGUCGCCGCUGCCGCCGCCGCCGCACCCAACCCCGCCGCCCACACCACCACCGACGCCGCUGUCACCGCCACGUGGCCCUGGAGUUUCUUCUUUGGACCUAGCGCCGUCGCCGCCGCACCUACCGCCACAGAGACCCUGCCAUCGGCACCGGCUCCGGCACCGGCAGCAGGUGCUUCGAGCGGGGGGCAGCAGGAGGCACACGCCGUGGUGUCGACAGCAGGGGCGAUGGAGGCGGCGGUGGCAGAGGUGGCGGCGGCUGCUAAGGCGGCCGUGGAAUCGGUGGCAGCUGAGCUAGCAGCGAAUCAGAAGCAGCAGCAACAGAGGCUGGAUUCGCAUGAGAAGCAGCUAGCGCAGUUGCAAACCCAGAUGAAGGAACCGCCACAGCAGCACACGGAGCGGCGUGAGGAGGAGCGGCGGGGCGAUGAGCUGCUCCAACAGGCGCUCAAGAUGUCGUACUCGCCGGCCGCAGCCGCGGCAGCAGGUGCUUCGAGCGGGGAGCAGCAGUCGCAGCCGGACAUCAAUGUGCACUUGGCCGUGUGCAAGUGUGUGCUGCAGUAA